UCGUUCAACUCAAGGCAAGACCUUGUUCAGUGUUCGCUUUAGUCACGAUGUCUGAACCUCUGCAUUUAAUGCCAGUCGAAACAUGGGACGAAAUAAAGAAAGUAUUACAUUCUGAUUUUCCAAGAUGUUUAUCAGGUUAUACAUUCCUAGACAAUAUGGAAGGUAUUAUGAAACUGAACCUUGAUUACGGCGUCAAAGUUUAUUGCCCUUACGGAAAUUUGAUUAAUGGAAUUGUAGCGCUUAAUGUAAAGAAUUCCUUUUACGAAGUGAUUAUCCAAUGCCCGAAUAAUGACACCACAGAACUUGAAGAAGCUUUGAAAACAACAAAAGUUAUAGACUGGGCGCGAAAACUUGAAGUGCCGUUCGCACCUAAAAAUGUACGAGACUGUAUGGAAAGAAUCAUAAAUGAAAGAAAUUACACAUUACAGUACAUUGAUAUUACAGACACGUUUAUACUCAAGAGAAACGCAAUGCCAUUCGAUAUAAGACUAGCCCCGGAACUGUCCUUCAAACUUCUUACUUUACAUUACAAGGAUACGGUUAAUAACGCAUGGCCGCACAAAUACCCGGGAUCUGAUUGGUAUUUUGAAUUACUAAUAAAAGCCAAUUUAGGCUACGGCCUGUUUAAAGGAGAUGAGCUAAUUUCGUGGGUUUUCAUUAAAGAAAUGGGAGCGCUCGGACAUCUCUACACUUUGGAGGAGCAUAGAAGGAAAGGUUACGGAGAAUUAGUUUUAAAACUCAUAUCAAAUGUAUUACUGAAUGAGGGGAAAUACGUCGUAGCUUUUUGCGUCAAAGGUAAUGAGAAUGCAUGCAAGCUGUAUAAAAAACUGAAUUUCGAGAACGUCCAAGUCGUUUAUUGGUGCAAUUUUAUAGGUAAUUAAUUAUUAUAAUGUAAUCAUUAUCCAAAUGUAUUUAGUGACAUACGAAUUUUAUUUUUAAAUAACCUUUAUUCAAGGUUAUUACAACCGCUAUUAAGUUAUAUUACCAACACAUUUUGUUAAUUUUAUUUUUAAGUUAUAUCUAUAUGGUACGUCAUAGGAAGAAACGCAGAAAAAUUAUAUGUUUUUUUUAGUUUUUAAUGUUUAUUUUUCAUCCAAACAUUAUCAUUAAUUUGUCAAUAAUAAAAAUUCGACACCUUUUCUUUUAGAUAUAACUUAUUAAAAAUCUUAUUUACAACAUAUUCUUCUAUUGAAAACCGAGAUUUUUUGAGAGAUGAAUUAUAAAAUUGCAUUUAUUAUUUUAUAUUGCAUUAUAUCUUUUAGGACUUUCUAU
Messenger RNA from Danaus plexippus (monarch butterfly), 1272 nucleotides. RefSeq lists its product as uncharacterized. The transcript has 3 exons. NCBI's taxonomy places the organism in Eukaryota, Metazoa, Arthropoda, Insecta, Lepidoptera, Nymphalidae. Gene Ontology annotation, cellular component: mitochondrion. The record is from RefSeq and is a predicted model, not a curated record. Gene Ontology annotation, molecular function: glycine N-acyltransferase activity. Bases 48 to 881 code for a protein of 277 amino acids.